This is a messenger RNA of Lichtheimia ornata, 666 nucleotides long. RefSeq lists its product as uncharacterized. Lineage: Eukaryota; Fungi; Mucoromycota; Mucoromycetes; Mucorales; Lichtheimiaceae. The transcript has 4 exons. The coding region runs from base 1 to 666 and encodes 221 amino acids. The record is from RefSeq and is a predicted model, not a curated record.
AUGAAGUCCAUCGUCGCUGCCAUCGCUGCUCUUGCUGUUUCUACCAUCUCGGCUCAAUCCACAGGCAUCCUUUCCGUUACAUCACCCAUUGAAGGCACAACUUACACUGCUGGUAAAGAUGCGUUGAUUACGUGGACAAACCCCACUGUGGAUACUAUCAGCCAAAUCGUGCUUGCCCACGGAGACCCUAACAAUCUUCAACGCCUUGAUGUAAUCGCAAGUAACGUGGAUGCUGAAGCAGGAUCAUAUACUUGGUCAAUUCCUGCAAACACUACUGCUGGCACAGACUAUGCUCUUAUCUUUGGAACAUCGCCUGAUUUGGGUUUCAGCCCUCAAUUUACCAUUGAAGCUGCUACUGGUUCAUCAUCUUCCUCGUCAUCGGCUGCUGCUUCAUCUAGCAGUGCUGCUGUGGCUAGUAGCAGUGGCAUCGCAAGCUCUUCUGCUGUCCCAUCGUCAGCUUCAUCAAGUGCUCUUCCAUCGAGUUCAGCUGUUGCAAGUGGUAGUAGCAGUAGCUCUCUUCCUUCUUCUUCCACCUCAUCCUCCGAGUCAUCCUCAGCUGCCAACCCAGAAGAAACAAGUCCAGAGAAUGCAAGUGCCAAAUCACAACCUAUUACGAUGGUUGCUCUCGGCUUGGGUUUCUCUGCAGCUAUUGCUCUAUUGUCCUAA